AACAGAUACAUACAACAGCCCAACAACACACCGAUCUCCAAAUGAUGAACUGCGGAUGACCUAACUUAUCUCAACAACUGCUCACUCCUCGAUGUUGACCCUGCCAAGACCUUCUGAUCGCGCGGUCUUUUCCUCGAAAUGACCAGUCAAAAGAGAAGGGCAUCCCAGGAGCUGAACCGCAACUCGACCGAAGUCCUGGAGCCUGUUCAAGCCCCCACUACUAUGACCACCAUCAGCGACGCGAUCUCUCGAGCCUGGUCUUGGUGUAGAGAUUGGUGCACAGGCUGGUUUGGGGUUCCAACUUACACCACAAUGAGCUAUACAUCAAGCAAGAUCGUCGCAGAUUCCCAUAUACAGUCAUCUCAAGAGAGGGAUGAUGGUGCAACUGCGCUCAAGCGUCAGAAGCUGCGGCCCACAAAUCAAUCCAGAUCGAGGUCGGUUGUCGAUGAGCAUCGAAAGGCGGGUCGCGGGAAACUGGAUUAUACAGGCUGCGUUACCGAGGAUGAUUUCCAGCAGCGCAUCAAUGACUACUGGGCUCCCCCGGAGCUUGGCUUGCUCAAGGCGAGCUCGAAACCCGAACCAAGGGUAGAAGAACCAGAGCCAAAGGCAGAAGAACCAGUUUCAGACGAGAGCAAAAAUUCGCAAGGGUUCCUCUAUCGCAGAUAUUCCGAUUCCUUCCAUUCACCAAGCACUGGCGAGCUCAUAUUGCCUCCCGUCCGCGCCCCUGGACCUAGGCUCAGCUUCUCACUCAAUCCUACCACCCCAAAAUCUGUUCAAAGGUCCCAAUACUCGUCACGGAGCAAAUAUAGAACGCCAGACAAUGGGAUUACUUUGGAAGAACGGCUGAACAACCUCCUCCUCACUCCCGAGGAUGAGAAGGAGCCCGCGUUAUUGAACCCUUCGGAAUUUAUCGCUGAGAAACGCUCAAGGCUGGCCAGAGAGCGGAAAGUCAAGGAGAGGGAAGCUGCUAUCCGUGCAGCAAAAGAACUCAGGCUUACUAGACGCCACCCACUGAAAGCCCUGGUACAACCGUUAAGCCCUGCCUGGGAAAGUGCUGUGAACGACGCGCAAUGGACGAACAGCCCGCAUCGUGUCAUUACCACCACAAUUGGAGGAACAGAACUUCGUCUGAAAGAUUUCCAGACCCUUCUGGGCCAUCACGCUUGGCUUAAUGACGAAAUCAUCAACGCGUAUAUUGAAUGGAUCGUGGAUGCUGCCAACCGUGCAGCAGCAGCUGACCCGUAUGGUUCUGGCGAAUCGGCCAAACAAGUACCGAAAUUCAUUGCCCACAACAGCUUCUUCUACGAAAACCUCAUCAAGAAAGGGCCGGCCAGUACGCAAGGCCUGAUGAGAAGGAAAAAGGCACCUGGCACAUCUUUAAUGGAGGUAGACUCCGUAUUUAUCCCGAUAUGUAAAGGGAGUCAUUGGACCGUUGGUGUAGUGCGGCCAAUAGCCAAGACCAUCGAGUAUUUUGAUAGUAUGGGAGGCAGUCCACAACAUUUCGUCAACCUUAUGCGAAGUUGGCUCAAAUUCCAGCUUGGAGAUGCAUACAUCGAAGAGGAAUGGAAAACCCCCCGGACUGCGUGUGCUCGUCAGAACAACGGAUAUGACUGUGGGGUGUUCGUAUGCACAAACGCUUUCUGUGUCGCUCUCGGGCUUGAUACCUCAUGCUACAGAGAAAGCGAUAUGACACAGCAGCGGAGGAAUAUUGCUGCUGUGCUACUUAAUCGGGGGUUCACUGGUGAUUUCGAAUGGGCGAAAGGAGGUCUUAUUUGAAGGGAUAUGAUUCUUGGCGUUUUGGGAGAAGGAAUGCGAAAGAUACCCUUAUUGUUUGAUUAUUGGUUAUGAAGGAUUCGGUGGCCUGGACUGGAUAGGAGGAGACAACGGCAACGAGUAUUUAGGGUACGGUACCUACGUUAGGCAUAAAAAUACAAGCCAGAAACGUUAGAAUUGCCCAAC
Messenger RNA from Amorphotheca resinae ATCC 22711, 1959 nucleotides. RefSeq lists its product as hypothetical. Gene Ontology annotation, molecular function: deSUMOylase activity. The coding region runs from base 139 to 1776 and encodes 545 amino acids. The record is from RefSeq and is a predicted model, not a curated record. Gene Ontology annotation, biological process: protein desumoylation. The transcript is spliced from 3 exons. Lineage: Eukaryota; Fungi; Ascomycota; Leotiomycetes; Helotiales; Amorphothecaceae. Gene Ontology annotation, cellular component: nucleus.